UUUUCUAAUAAAUCAUCUCUUAAAUAAUAAACAUGCCUUCCGAAAAGUUUAGGAUCACCACCAACGGCCAAUCUCUACGUAAUCCUAACAACGCUUUUUUUGGUAUUGUCAUAAAGAAGUGUAUAUACAUAUAGAAUAUUAAAUCUGUUUUACAUUUCAUAGAUAUGACAUUGUCACCCAAUCUGACUUUGGAUGAAAGUAGUGACAUCUCCGCACACAACGACAGACGAUCGGCACAUAAUGCCCUGGAGCGUCAAAGACGGGAGCAUCUCAAUAUGAAGUUUCAGCAGCUUGCCCAUGCGUUGCCUUCACUGCAGUCUGUACGUAGACCGAGCAAGACGAUGAUUGUUGCUAAAUCCCUCGAGUUUGGUAAAUAUCACUUGUACCUUGCAAGCUAUACUUGUUUUAUUGACAUCUAUUUAUCAGUUUCUUCAAGCUUAAAAAGAGAAUCUAACUAUAUGUCAGAAAUUCAAAGGCUACGCCAAGAAAAUGAAAAGCUACGAAAGCAGGCGCAACUGGCUGCUGCCAAUCUAAAAAAGCAUCAACAAAAACAGCAACAGAAUGAAGAUAAAGAAACCAUCUCAUCUGAAGACAAUAUGUCAUCUGCUACGACACUAUGUGGCAAGAGAAAGAGUGCAGACGCACAACUUUCACCACCACCUACACCCAAGUCAUUAAAGGAAACAAAGAAGGCUAUUGAAAGCGAUGAAAACAAUGACCGACCACAAAAGAAAAGAAUGAUAAUAAAACAAGAAAAGGAAGAGAACGAAUCACUCUUGAAUGAAUCAGCCACACAAAUAAGAAGUCAAGCCGAGAAAGAAGUAAAGCCAGUAAUCAAUCAUGCUUAUCCCAAUGUUACAAACAGCAACUAUUUUGACAUGACAUCGUUUGUUUCAUCACCUUUACCUUCCAAUCAUAACAGCAACUUGAUGUAUAUGAAUACACCCAUGACCAUGUAUGAUAACACUCGUUUACUCUCCAACGUUCAAACGCCAACGUCAGAUUCGUACAACAGUAUGAUCAAUCCUAUGCUCUUUGCUCCUUAUUAUAUUCCUACCGAUGAAUUAAAUUAUUAUGAACAAGGAAUUGAUCAACUCUAUCUACCAUGAUUUGCUAUACCCACCUAUUCAUUCUCUUUACUCUUUAUUUAAUAUCCCCCUUUCUUUAUAUCUUAUAACGCGUUUUUAAAGCGCAAGAAUAUUUCAUGUUAUAUUUACAGUACAGGAUUCAAGUAAAUACGACAUGAUAGGAUUACUUUAUUUGUAUAUGUGUAUAAGCAAUUCAGUUUUGUAUAAAAUAAA
Messenger RNA from Rhizopus microsporus ATCC 52813, 1301 nucleotides. RefSeq lists its product as uncharacterized. Bases 165 to 1109 code for a protein of 314 amino acids. Gene Ontology annotation, molecular function: protein dimerization activity; DNA-binding transcription factor activity. NCBI's taxonomy places the organism in Eukaryota, Fungi, Mucoromycota, Mucoromycetes, Mucorales, Rhizopodaceae. The transcript has 3 exons. Gene Ontology annotation, biological process: positive regulation of transcription by RNA polymerase II. The record is from RefSeq and is a predicted model, not a curated record. Gene Ontology annotation, cellular component: RNA polymerase II transcription regulator complex.